GAGACCAGAGACAGCCACAGAGAUCGUUUGGUCGCCGGUCUGUGAUCUUGCUGUGAGGAAUCGACGCCCGGAUCCUUCUGCUGUUGCUCGAUCCUCGGGCCCUGUGCUGCUCAAUUAAGGACUUCUGGAGGUCCCUGGAUCCACGUUGGAAAACAGAAAUCAGCAAGUGACCUGGUGAAGCUACCCUGAGGGCAGUUACUGCCUCUCUCUUGCACUCCUUCCCAUUUGUUGAUCGUUUUGUCAUGGCGUCCUGCCUGAUCAGCCGUCAGUUUGCUCUCUCCCUGCAGAAAUGCUCAUGGCUCAGUGGUCCAGCUUGCAGAUAUGUCAGCAAGGCAGCACCAAAGACUCAGGUGGAGUUUGACUACGAUGGACCCUCCAUGAAAACUUCAGUCCCCGGACCAAGAUCACAAGAGCUGACAAAGCAGCUGGCAGACAUCCAGAAUGUUGGUGCGGUCAACUUCUUCUGUAACUAUGAGGAGAGCCGGGGAAACUACUUGGUGGAUGUGGACAGCAACCGCAUGCUGGAUAUCUACACUCAGAUCUCCUCCAUCCCAAUUGGCUACAACCACCCUGCUCUUCUCAAGCUGAUGGCCAAUCCCAACAAUCUGAGUGCAAUUGUGAACCGACCUGCCCUGGGAAUCCUGCCGCCUGAGAACUUUCCAGACAAGCUCACUGAGAGUCUUCUUUCAGUGGCUCCCAGUGGAAUGACUCGUGUUCAGACGAUGGCUUGUGGCUCUUGCUCCAAUGAAAAUGCUUACAAAGCAAUGUUUAUCUGGUACAGGAACAAGGAGCGAGGCCACAACACACCAUCUGAGGAAGACCUCAGCACCUGCAUGAUAAACCAAGGCCCAGGUUGUCCAGACCUCAGUAUUCUAUCUUUUAUGGGAGGUUUUCAUGGAAGAACCAUGGGUUGCUUGGCAACAACACACUCCAAAGCAAUCCACAAGCUGGAUGUGCCAUCAUUUGACUGGCCAAUUGCACCAUUCCCCAGACUGCAGUACCCACUGGAGGAAUUUACCAGAGAGAAUGCGCAGGAAGAGGCCCGCUGUCUGGAGGAGGUGGAGGACCUGAUCGUAAAGUGGAGGCAGAAGGGGAAGCCUGUGGCAGGGAUUGUAAUUGAACCAAUCCAGGCUGAAGGCGGGGAUAACCAUGCUUCCCCAGACUUCUUCAGAAGCCUCCGCAACAUUGCACGCAAGCAUGGCUGUGCUUUCCACGUGGAUGAAGUCCAGACUGGUGGAGGGAGCACAGGAAAGUUUUGGGCCCAUGAGCACUGGGGCCUGGAUGAUCCUGCUGACAUUGUCUCCUUCAGCAAGAAACUUCUGACUGGUGGCUACUACCACAAGGAUGAAUUACAGGCUGAUAAGCCAUACCGUAUCUUUAACACAUGGAUGGGCGACCCAUCAAAGAACUUGCUCCUGGCUGAGGUUCUCAAUGUGAUUCGCAGAGAAAACCUUCUGGAGGAGGUGACCCGUUCUGGGAAAGCCUUGCUAAACGGCCUUUAUGAGUUACAGGCUCAGUAUCCUGGUAUACUGAGCCGAGCUCGAGGACAGGGGACCUUCUGUGCCAUUGAUGUCUGUGAUGAAGCAACACGCAACAGCAUCCUGCUUAAGGCCAGAGACAAAGGUGUUCUCCUGGGAGGAUGUGGGGACCGAUCGAUCCGCUUCCGUCCUGCCCUGGUUUUCAAAGAGUACCAUGUUCACAUCUUCCUCAACACCUUCAAUGACGUGCUGGCCCUGCACAAAUAAAUCCUGACCCUAAAGGAACCGGACUGACACUACAAGAGCCUGAGUUAAUCCAGAGUGGGGGGAGGACAGUCCAUGUCACAAUAAGAACAAUCCAUAUAAUAACUCACACAGAUAACCCUUAUAUCCUCUGUGUCAACACCAAUCUUCAUCUCCUUAGCCACAAAUGAUAAUGAUGAUGUACCUUUGCUUCCAUUAAGAUGUACUUGGAAAACCAUCCAGGUUCCAGUCGAUAGUAACUGAGAAUUUCACAAUGUUUCUCUAAAAUAAAUCAAAAUGACAAAACUCCAGAAUCUUUCCCAUCUGCUUUCACGUUCUUCUUAUGACAGAUUGUCCAUCAUGUCAGCAAAUCUAGCAUGUUUUGUUUCUCACCCUUUAUAGCCUGAGAUUCAGAGGUCUGGAAACCAGGCUAAAAAUGUGAGUCUAUUCAUCUAACAGGUAGCACAGCAUUAGAUAAAUGUUAAUAAGAUGUUGAAGAUCCCACCUCCGUAUUAACCUCUCUUAAUGGUUCAGAACAAGAUCUUGUGUACAGCUUCUUCUCGUGCUCAUAUGCCAACAACACCCCACCGCCUAACUCACAGUCACUGAAGUGAUUAUUAGGUUAGCCUGUAUGCUUGUUUUACGAUGGCAGGCAGAAUUCUGUGUCAGUGAUGACUCUGUGAAGGAACAAUAAAGCUAAAAUGCCUGCCUGCAUGUCACUAAAUGCCAACCAUUAGAAAUAUCUUUGUUUCUUGCUGUUGUGUUGCUCUUAAUUGGAAUGACUUUUCAGCUUGAAAUGUUGUAGCCCAGAAAAAUGUGAAUAGACCUCAAAAUGUAGUAGAUUUUUCAAUUCCUGCAUGUCACUUCAAUGUGCUAAGAUUUUUUUCUUUUGUUUUGUUUUUGUUACUGCCUGAGAGCAGCUGUUGGUAACCUUAGUUGAACAAAGAUUCUGAACACAUUCACUUCAGUCUUGAAUAAGAGCUUCAUAUCAGUUGCCACAUUUAUUUUUGAAAACUUAUGUACUUUUGAUUUUCACUUCUCACUUGGUUAUGAUUAAAAAUGUAACACCUCCAAAUACCCAAACAGGGGUACAAUCCUCCAGACCUCAUUUGUGAAAAUACAGAAAGAGUGUCAGUAAAUCGAGCAUAGAGUGAAACCAAUCAUUUUCAGUUUGCAUGAAGCUGUUUAUGAGAUUUAGAAUAUUUUUUUUCUCGUAUAGACAAACACGGAGGCCCUACGAACACACAUAAGCAAAGUACAAACAUUACACUCCAAAUUCAGAAUUGCUACAUAUUGUAACGUGUUUAAAAUUUAUAACACAAACAUCAGAGAAAUUACCUUAAAAUGUUUACAACGACUGAAACACAUACAAAUGUGAAAAUGCAAACAGCAUGGACUUGUGCUUAUACUUCAAGCAGCUAACUGCUGUCCUCCUUUUUAGUUAUUACAGUAGUUAUCUUACAAGUGCAUCUUACUUGCCAAAGUUUCUGCAUUACGUCAGCUACAGUAAAUUUUGUGUAAUCUGAAAAGAAUGUAAUUGUAAAUGUAAUGCUUUUUUAAAUUAGUUUUGAAAAUAGUGAUACUCUGAUUUGUACUCAGGGAUUAUUGGAAGAUGUGUUCAGAGACAGUAGCUUAUGUAGUGCUAAGUCAAAGACAGCUGGACUUACUUUAGGUUCUUGAAAUAGUUUUGCUGUCAUCCAAAAGUCAUGUUCACAUGGUCACAGGCCUUCAGCCUCUGUAGGCCAUUCACACAAAUGUGAUAUACCAUGAACAGGAUGACUGAGAAUCUUCAUAUAGGUAGUCAGUAGUUGUUAAUAACAGGUAACCAAUCAAUGUCAUUACUAGCCCUGUUUAGAACUAUCUGAUCUGCUGAAAACACUUUCUUCAGAUUACACUUGAAAAAAACUUCCAAUAAAGCAUAAAUCUCACCUUUGUGUUCCUUCUCUAAAUGACCUUUUCGAGUGUGUGGUCUUCAUGGUGGGCCAUAGCUUGGCCCACCAUGAAGACCACACACAUGGGCUCAUUACUGCCCUGAGACCAGAAAGCAGGUAACAUCCACUGGUACCUGAUGCAAAAAGCAACACUGAUGUCAGAUGUAUGCUAUCAGAAGUGUUUUCAAACAGUAUUUUUUCGAUUUUACAAGAGAAAAUACUUCAAGAAUGAAGACUAACUGGUUGGUGUAGCCAAUGGUCGUCUAGUUAACUUCAGCACCUCUGAUAUAGAGCAGCAUGUAGCCGCUUCCCUGAGCUUUUUUAUGGGAACCAUCCAAGAUUGUCUCCCACACAGUGGACAAGACAGACCCAAACAGGACUAGCUUGUUAACAAACUAUGGUCAAGUUGCUGAACUUGAACUUUAAGCACAGGUCAAUCAAACUGGGUGGUCUAUAAACACAAUAGGUCAUGGUUGAUAAACACUGAUGGAAUUGCCAUUUUUAUUUGCAAAUGUGCUCAAGCUGAUGCUCUGCUGUAGAACACAUCAGACCUUCAUCAGUAUCUGUGAAUGUUGCUUGGAGCUUUUAGGCAAGUGUUGGGAAUGUGUAGCAGUUCAUAAAAAGUGUUACCAUGUUAAUUUCUUUCUGAAUAUUAACUCACUUCAGUCUAAUAUAUGCAUUUUUAAAUUAAGAUAUUAAUUUAAUAUAGUUAUGAUUAUAUGAUAUCCAGUAAGCCUAAUGUGAAGUCAUUGUUAUACAUAGUUCACAGGGUCAGUUUGUCCUGUUUGAAUCACCCUUUCCUAAACAUAUAUUUUAAUGAAGUACGGUUCGGUUGUAGGGUGUGGAGGUUCAGCACGAUGGUGAUGAUGACAACAGUGCCUGUCUCUUCGUUUUCAUUCAGUAUCAUCUGAGAUAAGUGAUAAUUGAUGUAACUGUUGUUGAUGGCUCUGUUGUUGUCUAUAAAACAUUCUGUCCAUGUACUGCGCUAAAUAAUGCAGUUUUAAAUAACUUUGUAGAGUUCUUAUUUCUUGAACGUGAACGUUCAUUUUUGAUUGUGGGAGCAGUAAUUUGACUAAAUAAAUUAAUAGUCUUAAUUAAGUUCCA
Chelmon rostratus (copperband butterflyfish) is the source of this 4756-nucleotide messenger RNA. It is a transcript of the gene abat, whose product is annotated as 4-aminobutyrate aminotransferase. The record is from RefSeq and is a predicted model, not a curated record. The transcript has 17 exons. Gene Ontology annotation, biological process: GABA catabolic process. NCBI's taxonomy places the organism in Eukaryota, Metazoa, Chordata, Actinopteri, Chaetodontiformes, Chaetodontidae. Gene Ontology annotation, molecular function: pyridoxal phosphate binding. Gene Ontology annotation, cellular component: mitochondrion. The coding region runs from base 243 to 1745 and encodes 500 amino acids.